AAGGAGGGUCUGGUUAAUGAGAUGGGCGAAUGGGAAGAAGAUAGGUGGCGAUGGAAUAUGAAGUGGAGAAAAGAGAGGUUAGGAAGAGUGAGGGAUGAAGAAGAGGUCUUCUGGGAGAUGCUUGGCCGUGUGCAAUUAAAGAGAGGAAAGGAGGAUCGCUGGUGGUGGGUACAUGGCUCGGAAGGACGAUAUGUGGUGAAGAAAGCUUAUGAGAUUUUGGCUCCUAUGAAGUGCCUUCUUGCGGAUCAGUUUUGUAGAAUGAUUUGGUCUAGGUGCUGCACUGGUGGGGUAUUGAAGCUGUGUUAUCAAAUACAGUAGGAGUUGCAGAGCUUUUUCUAUAUGGUUUGGGUAAGAUAGUAGGGAAGGAAAUGGAAGCGUGCGUUUUCCUUGUUGUUUCUUGGUAUAUUUGGUAUUGUAGGAAUAUUAGAAUCUUUAAGAAUAUUGAGACUUUUAGGGAAAGGGUGGUAAAUAUGGUGCAAGCCAAGACUUUUUUCUAGAUUAAGCUUAAGAUGAAGGGGUGUGUUUUCUCCUUUUCCAAGUGGCAGAAUAAUCCAAUGCAAGUUGCUGUAGAAGUCAAACGGCAUAAAAGGUUAUGGAAGGUAUUCUAUGAGCAGAAACAGAGGGUGGCAUGAACGGAUAAAUGGUAGGAAUGGUUCGUUUGCUGGUUUUUUGGGUUUGAUUAUAGUUUUUCUUGGCUGUUGGGUUUGUUUGUAUUGCUCUUGUCUUUUCACUUUGUAGAUGGAUUGGAGUACCCUCUAUACUCGUUAAAAUAAUAAAAAUAUUUAUUUUGC
Molecule: messenger RNA, 791 nt
Organism: Rubroshorea leprosula
Lineage: Eukaryota; Viridiplantae; Streptophyta; Magnoliopsida; Malvales; Dipterocarpaceae
Source: the annotation of a GenBank genome assembly